Mesorhabditis spiculigera is the source of this 2553-nucleotide messenger RNA. The record is from the annotation of a GenBank genome assembly. Lineage: Eukaryota; Metazoa; Nematoda; Chromadorea; Rhabditida; Rhabditidae.
AUGGAUCCUUAUGACUGGAUAAUUGCGUUGAGGCAGCAGGUUGAAAAUUUGGCACGCCGGAAUGAAUUGGCAAUGCGAUGCACUUUUGUGCAUAAUCAUACAAAACUCCUUUGCCUACCAAGAGAAGACGAAUAUGCAGCUUCAGACUAUCAAGUCAGAAAUUUGUGGAAAACCCAGACCGAAUUCUUCCUUGCCUGUCUCGGAUUUAUCGUCGGCGUUGGAAAUACCCUUCGGUUUCCAGCAAAAGUCUACCAACAUGGUGGUGGAGUUUUCUUCAUCCCUUACUUCACUUUCCUAUGCCUGUUUGGUCUGCCGAUUGUUUAUAUGCAUUUAUGCAUCGGACAAUAUUCGGGGCUCUCACCCAGUGGUGCAUUUGGGAAGUUGAUGCCAUUGGCUAGUGGCGUUGGCUGGGCGCUGGUAUUACUUGCCAUUCCUGUCUGCAUCUAUUACAAUAUUAUUGUCGCAUGGUCGGUCUACUAUUUUUGGUUUAGCUUCAGAGGAUUUGUACCUUGGGUAACUCAAUAUAAUUGCUGUGAUCUGCACAAACUACGUCAGUGCUUCAAGGUGACGAAUGGGACGGCGAUCACAGCUCCAGAGGCAUAUUUUCAUUUCGAAGUGCUCAAUCGCCCAGCGUCUGGUAAUUUUGAGCUGGGACCAAUUGAGGUGCAUCUCGUCCUUGCCCUCGCCGUUGCAUGGAUGCUAGUAUUUUUCGGCGUUUUUAAAGGCAUUGGAAGUAUCGGGUGGAUGGGAUCGGUUACCGCUACUGUACCGUAUCUAUUGCUGAUGAUCUUAUUUAUCCGCGGUAUUUCACUGCCUGGGGCCGAUGAUGGUCUUCAUUUCUUUUUCACUCCAAAGCUAGAAAAAUUAUGGUCAUUACCGAUGUGGAAAUCUGCAGCGGAGCAAGUAUUUUACGAAUUAGGGAUCGAUGCUGGUCCGUUAAUCGCGAUGGCUUCAUUUAGUCGAUAUAGAAAUAAUAUAUACCGCGAUGCCGUGUUUCUAGUUAUUUUUGACGCCUUCACAUCGGUCCUCUGUGGGAUGGUAAUCUUCUCAUUUAUCGGGUUUUUGGCCCAUAUGUCGGAUAGUCCUGUGAAUACUGUAUUACAGCAUGAUCCAUUGUACUUGGCAUUUACCGUAUACCCUGGCGUUACCUCCUUUAUGCACCUUGGGCCGCUUUGGGCUGCGUUAUUUUUCACGGCCCUGAUGAUGUCCGCAUUAGAUGCCGAAUUUGCGUGGAUGGAAAUGAUAGCUACCUCAUUUAUGUAUCAAUUUGGAUGGAAAGAUAAGCGUGUUGAAAAUCGGGUCCUGGCGUCGAUGUGUAUUUUGUUUUUCGUUCUGGGACUGCCAUUUUGUUGCAGGGCACUUCUCUUUGCAUCCGCAUUUUCCUAUGAACGGGUUGAGUUUGAAAACCAGACAUUGCCUUGGGUCUAUGAAAUGACUGCCUGGAUCGUGAUGGUCUCCCCACUAUUGAUAAUCCCAUUUUCGAUCACCCAUUCAUUGAUCGAUAAUUAUAGACGGAAAGGGCCUUGGAAAUCGCUAUUUUCAACGUCUAAUUGGCGGGUGAAGCGCGCUGAACCGGAAAACAAAGAAGGAGUCACGAAAUCAUUAAUUGAAAGGCCACCCGUCGUAACCGGAUACACGUAUAUUGAUCCAAUGUCACGGGGUCAAAGUACAAAAUCGAGAAUGGUGGCAGAGGAGGAUUACGGUAGAAGGACGGGAAGGAUCGCAGAUUUUAUAAGACAACAAGCAGCCUACGAUGAAUCUAGGGUCAUUCCUGAUAUUAUUGAAGAAGACGCUACAACGUAUGGCGAAGGCGGAACUUAUGGACCAUCAGUGUCAAAUAGAACAAGAUCGGCUAGAUCUGAAUCCAUCCCUAUGCAGUUAUUAAGCCAGCCUCCCUCGAUUUCUACAAGGGAACCUAGCGGUCGUCAUGUUUUUACCUCGCAAGCCUCCAUAGCUCUAUUUGGAUCACCACCAUUGAGUGCUGCAAAUUCGGUCGACCUACGCUCACUAAAAGAAAUGCGAAAUGAAGGACGUUAUUUGCGUUCAAAUUCUCAGCUGGCUUCACCAGUUGGAAGACACGAUGACGAGCCACCCUCACCACCGCAUUCAAACCCUCCACACUUAAAGCGCGAACUUGAAUUGGCUGUUAGUUGUGCUUUUAAUGAGACGAUGAGCAGUGAUUACGGUACUCGUGUGGAGAAGAUACAACAUGCUGAACCGUGCAGGCCGGAUUGGAAGAGACGAGGGCCAGAAACCUCUUCUUCAUCAUCGUCACAUUCAGAAGAUACGCAUGGUACUUCAAGCGAAAACGAGGGGAGACCUAGUCGACCUACCGUAAUUCGAAGACAUACCUCCUCAGAUUCGCUUUCUAUCGCAGCACCCUCAUCGGUUAGCAUCACUCCUAUCGAUCGUGAGCAUCACAGGAGUAUGAGUUCUGUCGCGCUAUUCGAUAAGCCCGAAUCCGCCACUCGACAACCAAAACUCUCGCAGCUCAAAAGACCAAAACCCAUCGACCCAUCGGCAUUUGCCCCAUCACCUGCCAACAGCCACUUC